Molecule: messenger RNA, 4716 nt
Organism: Triplophysa dalaica
Lineage: Eukaryota; Metazoa; Chordata; Actinopteri; Cypriniformes; Nemacheilidae
Gene: osbpl8
Product: oxysterol binding protein-like 8
Exons: 24
Coding region: 354-3071 (905 amino acids)
Cellular component (GO): intracellular membrane-bounded organelle; membrane; cytosol
Molecular function (GO): cholesterol binding
Source: RefSeq, a predicted model, not a curated record
AUUGCAGAUAGAAACAGUCGAGCAGUGGAAGGAAGACGGACGUGCGAUCGAAGGCGGGCGGUAGUAUCGCAAUUCUAGGCUUUUUAUAUCUGCUUUAAAUCACAGUUAGAGUUCACAUUUAAUGCAUAUGUAGAUGUGUAGGUGUCAUUCUGCGCUAGAAUACAUCUAGUAAGUUUGAACCCGUUUACCAUGGACUGACAGGUGGAUUCUCCUCAGACGACGCAAUCUUCAAUAUUUACGUUUAACAUCGUUCUCCAAAAUUAAAACCUGCUUCAUUCUCAGGAGGACUUCAAAGUGCACCAUUAAGACAUGCAGAGCUCUGGACUGUGUUGACCGGCGGUCUCUGUACAAACAUGGAGCCUUGUGCCGAGUCUCAGGGGGAUCCUGAGCGAGCUCUGCAUCAUGCAGAGAACAGAGAACAACCCGCUGUGCCAGCUGCUCUAAUGCCUGGGGAUGAUGCAGCUCUUUUGACCCCGGGAAGAAUGAGUCAGCGUGGGAAGGAGGCGGGGCUGCACACGCCCAGUAAAGACCUGCUCACAAGCCCCUCCCUCAGCCCGGGCGUCAGCUACAGUCACGGUUUCGAUCGUAGCAAAGAGGAGAUCUUGCCUCUUAAAGAGGACUCCUUACACUCCAUAUCCAAGAGCAAGUCGGAAACCAAGCUCUAUAACGGCUCGGAUAAAGAUGUUUCAGCCUCUGGAAACAAACUCACCAAGAAGGAGUCGCUCAAGGUGCAGAAGAAGAACUACAGAGAAGAGAAGAAGCGAGCCACUAAAGAACUUCUCAGCACCAUCACAGAUCCGUCCGUCAUCGUCAUGGCCGACUGGCUGAAGAUCCGUGGCACGUUGAAGAGCUGGACCAAACUGUGGUGCGUGUUGAAACCGGGGGUUCUGCUCAUCUACAAGACCAAUAAGAACGGUCAGUGGGUUGGCACAGUGCUGCUCAACGCCUGUGAGCUCAUCGAGAGACCCUCCAAAAAAGACGGCUUCUGCUUCAAACUCUUUCACCCGCUGGAACAGUCGAUAUGGGCCGUGAAGGGUCCUAAAGGUGAAGCUGUGGGCUCCAUCACUCAGCCGUUACCCAGCAGUCAUCUGAUCUUCAGAGCGGCCUCAGAGUCUGACGGUCGGUGUUGGAUGGAUGCUCUUGAAUUGGCCCUGAAAUGUUCUAGUUUGUUGAAGAGAACCAUGAUCAGAGAGGGCAAAGAGGAGACGGGACAGACCGCAGAACACUCGCACAUCAACUUCUACAGUCUGCUGCGAGCGCACAACAUACAGGGCUUUCAGUUUAAUGACAGCGAUCAGUUUAAGGAUCCAGACCUGUACUCGGAUAAGUCUGAUCGGGAGAACGAGCAGGAACAGGAGGAGUGGGAGAAUGAGGUGAUGGACAAGAGCGAGGAGUCAGACAGCGACACGUCAGAGCGACAGGAAGACUCGUACGUCGACCUGGAUGAGAUGCUGAGAGAAACGGUGUACAUAGAGCAGACGGACGAAGAGCUGGGAGAGGCCGGCGAGGCGUCGCAGACUGAAACGGUAUCGGAAGAGAAUAAAUCUCUUAUUUGGACUCUGCUGAAGCAGGUCCGGCCCGGCAUGGACCUUUCCAAAGUUGUCCUGCCCACCUUCAUCCUCGAACCGCGAUCUUUCCUGGACAAACUCUCCGAUUAUUACUUCCACGCUGACUUUCUGUCUGAAGCGGCUGUUGAAGAAAACGCUUAUAACCGAAUGAAGAAAGUGGUCAAAUGGUACAUUUCUGGGUUCUACAAGAAGCCGAAGGGUUUGAAGAAACCGUACAACCCCAUUAUUGGAGAAACCUUUCGUUGUUUGUGGAUUCACACCAGGACAAACAGCAAAACCUUCUACAUCGCCGAACAGGUAUCCCAUCAUCCCCCUGUGUCAGCCUUCUAUGUGAGUAACAGGAAAGACGGCUUCUGUCUCAGCGGCAGCAUUCUGGCGAAGUCCAAGUUUUAUGGGAAUUCGUUAUCAGCCAUCUUGGAUGGUGAAGCCAGACUGACAUUUCUGAACAGAGGAGAGGACUAUGUGAUGAACAUGCCCUACGCUCACUGUAAAGGUAUUCUGUAUGGUACUAUGACUCUGGAACUGGCCGGUCAGAUCACUAUCGCCUGUGAGAAAACAGGCUACAGCGCUCAGCUAGAGUUCAAACUCAAGCCGUUUCUCGGCAGUAGUGAUAUUGUGAAUCAGAUCUGUGGGAAGAUCAAACUGGGGAAGGAGGUUCUGGCUACACUGGAGGGGCACUGGGACAGUGAGAUCUUCAUUAACGAUAAGAAGACGGGUGAGAUGGAGACUUUCUGGAACCCCACGCCUGAGCUGAGACAGAGCAGAUUGACCCGCUGCAACGUCCCUCCCGAGGAACAGGGCGAGUUUGAGUCCGAGAGGUUGUGGCAACACGUGACGCGGGCCAUUAAUAAUAAGGACCAGACGGAGGCGACCAAUGAGAAGUUUAUCCUGGAGGAGGCUCAGAGGAAGGCCGCACGGGAGCGCAAGGCCAAGUGUGAGGACUGGACGCCCGGUCUGUUUGAGCAAGACCCCGCCACAGGAGAAUGGCAUUACCGAUAUGCCGACACUCGUCCGUGGGAUCCGCUCAAUGAUCUGGUUCAGUUCGAGAAAGACGGCUGUAUUCAGACCAAAGUGCGCCACAGGACGCCUAUGGUACGUUCAGCCAGUGUAGUUAGUCUCAGUACCCAGCAGGGCACCCGGAGAGACAAUUACCUGAGCCAGGUAACAGGACCAAAACGAAAACACAAGACUGACAAACCUAAGAGUCCAGAAAGCGGCUGCUCGUCUCCAGAACCAGACCGUCAGGACUCGUCAGGCAGCGAGAGGCACAAAAACAAACACAGCAGCCGCCUCAGGAAGAAGGGAACAGAUCUGAGUGAACUCCAAACUGCCAUCGAGUCCAUCAGACAAACGCAGGAAAACAUUAACAGGAGCGUCAACACCCUGAGGGGGCGAGUGGCGAAUCAGUCGACGACAGAGAGCUCGUUCCUCACGCACAGAGACGUCGCCCUCAUCCUCUUCCUCAUCUUCCUCCAAGUUCUCCUCAACUUCCUUUUUAAGUAACGCCACGUACUACUGUGACCUUCACGAGCCCACGUCUACGAAGACGACUGACCCGGAAGAAAACAAAUAUGUCACUCCAUCCCGAUAUCCCUUAAUAUCGUCUCGCAACACGUUCGCCUUUUACUUGUUUUUUUAUAUGGAUUUGUGUUGUGCUGGCUGCAGAGAACAGCCAUUUAAACCCAGCUGCCUUCUCUUGAGGAGAAGUGCAUUGUGGGAUGUUUUAGAAUCUGUUAACUUUUAUUCUUUGGACAAUUCCUUCAACUAUACACUUAAAAAGUUUUACAAACAUUUUCAAUGAGCGCCCCCUGCUGUAAUGGAGGACUUUGGUAAAACUUCAAAGGACAUGGGUGAACCUCUCCUGUCGAGAACAUGUCAGGCUUAUGUUUCAGCUUGAAAUUCAAGGAAGUAAAUAAGACAUUAUAUUUUGCAUAAACUCCCAUUUUUUUAUGUCCCAAUUGUUUUAAUUGUUCUCUGUGCAAAAUAUAAUUUCUUUGGGGUUUGUUUAAUUCCCUGUCCUGUUUUUAAAAGAUUGCCCCAAAAAACAAAGUAAAAAAGAGUUCAAUAUGUUACUAAUAUUUUACAGUUUUAUUAAAUGAAUGAAGGAAAUUGUAAGUCAAGGUCAGUUUUGUAUUAUUUAAAACUGUUUCAGAAACAAGUUCACACGCUAGAAAUAUUCAUUGUUAUUGGAGGAUGUGAAUUGUGAAUUUCAAGCGGUAAAUGUUUAAUUUAUAUGAACUGUUACUGAACGACUCUUAAGGGUGUACAGUAUACAGAGCGUCGCUUUUAAUAUUAUUAUGAGGAAUAAGUAGAUUAGGUGUAGUUCAUCUGUAGCAGGAAAAUUCUGUCACGUAUUCUUGUAGUUGCUUGAGUCGUCUGCCACCGUUACAUCUGACUCGAUGUACUUUUAAGCCAAAUAGUCAGAGACUAGAGUAGACACGUGUAUAUAGUCAAUAAUCUAUUUCUUUUUUUAUUUCUAGAGAAACUGUGUGUAUUAGCCAGACACAGUCACCCACAGCCCAUGUGUCGACGUGUGUUUGUUUGGUCACCUGAUCACUUGCAAUUGGAUGCUUGAAUGUGCUCAUGUCUGUAAUAACUACUAAAGAAAACAAUGUGCCUUUACAAGCAGGUCUUAAAUGGGAGACGGGCCCGAGUUUAAGUCAGACUGUUUAUUUCCUACUGUGAUGUUUUCUUUUCUCUCUCUUUGAAUGAAUGUGCCAUAUUUAGUCUUAGAGAAGAAGCCUCACGUCCCAGCGUAUCAUAAUGUCGCCCACUGUGACUUUUAGUUUUGUCCUAGAGCUAUAACCUGCCAUAGAUUGUAUUCUUCGCCCUCUUUAUAGUCACAAGGCACCAAUCCAGGGAUCGAACCAUGCGGCAUCACUAUUACAAAUUCAUGUUCUUUUACACCAGGCACACCACAGUUGAGCUCAUUGUUUGUUUUGUUAACAGUUAUUCUGUGUGCACCAGGCUCUUUAUGAACAGUUUUUACUCCAGGUGGUUAACUCUGGAUUCAGCUGUCACUCAAGAACAUUUCACGCACCUGUGUCUGUGUACAGACCAUGCUUUAUUCGUAUUACAGAAAUAACUUCAUGUACCUUCAUUGUCACCUGUGACAUGUCCAAAUAAAUGGAAAAGACUACAAUCCUGA